Messenger RNA from Phaeodactylum tricornutum CCAP 1055/1, 1002 nucleotides. RefSeq lists its product with no specific name. The record is from RefSeq and is a predicted model, not a curated record. Bases 1 to 1002 code for a protein of 333 amino acids. NCBI's taxonomy places the organism in Eukaryota, Bacillariophyta, Bacillariophyceae, Surirellales, Neidiaceae. The transcript has a single exon.
AUGGUACGAAUCCUUGGAAUAGGCCGAAAGCGGUCUUUGAAGAAGCGAUUGACCCCUUCCGCACAAACCCCAGAAGGUCUUCGACAUCAACAUCCCAUGUUUCAGUACGCUGUCAACGAAUACUCACAGACAGUUGCGUCUGGGACGUCCAAUGACGAUGGACGAAUGAUGCUACAAAGAACAAACACAUGGAGUUACGAAUCUGAAAUCAAUUCUCCCCUAGCACCCUCCGGACUCCCUAAAGUUCGGUCCAUGCCGGAUGGUAUACCGCGCGAUAUUGAGUCGCAAAGGGUCCAUACUCCUUUAUCUCUGACGAAGAACGAAGGAUCACUAGAAAGAAACCCAGGGGCAUCAAUUUCCGAGUCUCAGCUGUCACCGCGUAAUGUGUCCAACCGCACUACCCCUUUGCCCGCCCUACCAUCUUCAAUUGACUCGGAAAUGCCUGAUGCAACGUACGAAGAGCAUUAUGGGGAUGCCUAUACGGGAGAUCCGAUCAAAUACGUAUAUCCCUCGGGUUACCAGUCUAUGCGACCGAGGUCGUGUCCUUGGAAGCUUAGCGUUGUUGUCUGCAUUAUGUUUACGUGGCUGUCAGUAUUUAUUGUUGGCCAUUGUUCGGAUCAGGUCGAUGAAGAUCGGUACAAAAAUGCGCAAAUCGAUGACGAUUCCUUGGCUAUAGAGGUCCGAUGGUGCGGUUCCCGCCCACUUUAUCUCAUGUGGGUUGCUAGCAUGCUGAUCACCGGUUUGUCAGCGGCGUACUGCAGUGUCAUUGGCUACAUCAAAGUUCGCGACUUUGCGGUGGCCAAUAGUCGUUCCCAGCCACCCGGUCUCGUUGAUGUCAAAUCGGACUACUACGUUUCCAUUACGGACUCAUCACUGGCCUCGAGUGAAGGAUCAGCAUCCACGUAUCGCACCACAAUCUACCAAUCAGACGGUACCCCCCAAUUUUGGGGAUCUCAUAUUUUUCGGCCUACACAAGCCGCUGUGGCCAUCACAAGUCGCUAG